AUGUGGAAGACAUUGGCAAGAAUAUGCUCCCCAGGAUACCGAGAAUCCGCGCUGAUCUGGGCGUUAUCGUCAGCAGGUGCCGCAUGGGGAGUGGCUACAGCAUGCGCUCAAGGCUGGAUCGACGACUGUUCGUGUGUGCAUGACGGACAACCGGGUUGGGAAUAUGGCGGCUGUUCAUACAGCGUACAGCAUGGAAUUACGGCUAGUCGUAAGCUUCUCACUAGAACACCGAUAGUUCGGUCACCAUUGAGAAGCGUAGAGAAGCACAACCUGAAAGCUGGUCGUCUGGCUGUGAAGAAGACCUUAAUUGCAUCCUGCAAAUGCCAUGGAGUGUCUGGAUCAUGUCAACAGAAGACCUGCUGGAAGAAGACAGCCACACUUGACCACAUCGCUGACUAUCUGGUGGAAAAGUAUGCUCGUUCAAAAAUGCUAUCACCUGAUCAGAAAGCAAAAAACGCCGACCUGGUGUUCAUCGAACCGUCACCGGAUCCGUGUCUCCAAAUGACAGCAGGCCGAGUAUGCGCAUGGCGUAACGAAACGCACACACAAGGAGAUUGCUCCCGAUUAUGUUGUGGAAAGGGAUUCAAGAUCACACACGAAGUUCUUCAUUACAAAUGCGAUUGUAAGUUUGUAUGGUGUUGUAAAUUGAUCUGUAAGGAUUGCCUACAACAUCGAUGGGUUUCAACAUGCAACUGA
This is a messenger RNA of Cooperia oncophora, 696 nucleotides long. Lineage: Eukaryota; Metazoa; Nematoda; Chromadorea; Rhabditida; Trichostrongylidae. The record is from the annotation of a GenBank genome assembly.